This is a messenger RNA of Trichomonas vaginalis G3, 522 nucleotides long. RefSeq names its product sperm individualization protein family. The record is from RefSeq and is a predicted model, not a curated record. The transcript has a single exon. The coding region runs from base 1 to 522 and encodes 173 amino acids. Lineage: Eukaryota; Parabasalia; Trichomonadida; Trichomonadidae.
AUGGAAUCAUUUGCCAGUCAAUGCCUACUUCUUGAAUUUCAAGCAUGCGUUGAACAAUUGCCUAAGGAAAUUGUUGUUCAGCCUUCUAUACGAACAAUGCGUCAGUGGCAAGUCUGCAUGACUCCAAAUAAUGGAUUUUACAAUGGUAAAAUUAUCAUUUAUAAUAUAUACUUAGAAAAUUAUCCCAAUAAUAUUCCUGAUGUAAUUUUCCAAUCAGGAAUCGUUCAUCCUUUAAUAAAUCCACAUAGUACAAAUUUUGCCUCGCAAUUGCUUAUCAAUGAGUGGAACAGAUACACAAGGAUUUAUGAACUCAUUCAGGCAAUUUAUAAUUCUUUCGUAGAGAUCCCUCAAUUAAAACAAGUACCAAACCCUGAAGCUUACAAUAUUUUAAAGAGCCCCGAUGCUAAAAAUACAAUCCUUGGUCAACUUAAAACACCAUCUGCCGCGGAAAAUCAUGAACAUAACGAGCCUAAGAAAUGGACUCCUCAGAAAGAGAAAUUGUGUCAUGUACUUUAUGAUUGA